Ordospora pajunii is the source of this 708-nucleotide messenger RNA. Its product is annotated as proteasome. The coding region runs from base 1 to 708 and encodes 235 amino acids. The record is from RefSeq and is a predicted model, not a curated record. Gene Ontology annotation, cellular component: proteasome core complex. Lineage: Eukaryota; Fungi; Microsporidia; Ordosporidae. Gene Ontology annotation, molecular function: threonine-type endopeptidase activity. The transcript has a single exon.
AUGGAAGAAACAUUUAGGAUGGACGAAACACUGACCAGGGACAUCAGAAGGAUCGAGGCAAGGUUUGCAGACCAGAGCCAUGUUGGUGCAUUGGUAAAGCCAUAUUAUGGAACAACAACCUUGGCAUUUGUUUUCAAGGAGGGAAUGGUGAUAGCAGUUGACUCAAGAGCAACCUCGGGCCCAUACAUAGCAUCCCAGACUGUGGAUAAGGUAAUCAAGGUAAACAGGAAUCUGCUUGGAACGAUGGCAGGAGGUGCUGCAGACUGCUACUUCUGGGAGACACUAAUGGGUCUGUAUGCAAAGGAGUAUGAGCUGACGAAUGGGCGUAAGAUAACAGCCUCGGCAGCAAGCAUGUAUCUGAGCAACUGUGUGUACAAGUACAAAGGCCGUGGGCUGUCAAUGGGAACAAUGAUAUGCGGGUACAAUAAUGACGGGCCAAGCAUAUACUAUGUGGAUAAUGACGGAACAAGGGUAAGCGGGAAUUUGUUUUCUGUAGGAAGCGGGUCUACGAUUGCACAUGGUAUUCUUUCGAUGGCAUACAGGUUUGACAUGAGCAAGGAAGAGGCAUUGGCUCUUGGGAGAGAUGCUAUAUUCCAUGCGGCACAUCGAGAUAGCUUUUCUGGAGGAACAGUCAAUUUGUAUUAUAUGAAUGAGGAAGGCUGGGUGCAUGUUGGGGCGUAUGAUGUUGAUGGGCUGAAUAAGGAAUAA